This is a messenger RNA of Aureococcus anophagefferens, 6105 nucleotides long. RefSeq lists its product as hypothetical. Gene Ontology annotation, biological process: small GTPase-mediated signal transduction. Lineage: Eukaryota; Pelagophyceae; Pelagomonadales; Pelagomonadaceae. Gene Ontology annotation, cellular component: plasma membrane; cytoplasm. The record is from RefSeq and is a predicted model, not a curated record. Gene Ontology annotation, molecular function: small GTPase binding; guanyl-nucleotide exchange factor activity. Bases 1 to 6105 code for a protein of 2034 amino acids. The transcript is spliced from 10 exons.
AUGGCAGACUUUCAGGAUACGCUCGCCCUGUUUUCGGGGCAGCCUGUGUAUGAAUAUGUCAGGAAUGCUGUUACGGUCCAGCAUUCGAGCAGGGUGGGCAAAGUUGUGGCAAAUCAUGUCUUUCAUGCGCUAGAAAGAUUACGAAGCGUGCGCAUGAUUCUUCAUUAUUGGUCAUUUGCUGCUACCUUCUUUUUGCUGAUUGCAGUGGGAACACAGUGUGCACAUCACGUCAAAAGUCUCCAGGCGCAGAUCGAGCGAUGGGCAAAGCUCAAUUUAAUGUCAAAGCGAUGUCUCAUCUCCGAGUCUCGUAAGCGUGAACAGGCCUGCUCUGUGUACGAUGAAUUCUAUUGCAUGCUUAUCAAUCUACACAAUCAGCUCUCAUUCCUGGGUCAACAGUCGCCAUUUAUUUUGGAAUCUACGUAUCUGGCCUUUGACUCGGAGCUUUUGGACUUGAUAGCUGCAGCAGCAGGUCAUAAGCAGACCUUUCACCAGAUAUGUGGUAAAUUAAUAUUUGGGAAUGGCAUCCUAUCGAAGGCUGCUGAAGCAGCAAAUAUCUCCAACAAAGCCAGCCCAGAAUUAGAUUUUGCUACAAGUGUUUUUGAUUGGCUCGAGGCCGUCAGGCCCAUCAACCUUGAAUCAGAGGCUCUGGAGAGGCUUUCCAUUGCAGCAAAGGCAGCACGCAAUGCGGCAAUGGCAGCCUCUUGCGUUGUCUGCCUCGAUGGGAUAAGGGAUGUGGUUUUCCUCGACUGCAUGCAUCUCGUCGUCUGCCGUGACUGCAGUAGUACAAUCGAUGAAUGUCCCAUCUGCCGUCUCGCCAUACAGAAAAAAUAUGUUCUAGGGUGCACCACCCUGGCACGACCCACAGUACCAGGGAGGCUCCAGGGCUGCAGCCCCGAGGUUCUCGAGCCCACCCCGCAGUCCAGGCCGCGCAUCGGCGGGCAUCCGCCUGCGCGGCCCGCUGCCUCUUGGCCUCUUGUGGUGGUUUAUAUGAUAUGGUAUCGGAAGGACCAUCCGGGUACGAGGACGUCGUUUGCUAAGGAGCGGCGCUGGAUGUGCAACUUUGCCCUGGUCACGGAACCCAAAGUUGCCCGGAUAUCGGCGUCGCGGAAUGACAUGCGGGCAAAUGAAGUGAUAGUCGCCGACCUACACGGGCCACAUGGGCUGCAUGUACGUGGAUCACUCGCACACCGAGACUCACGAACGCUGCAGUCUUUCAUCGCGAAAUCUCGCUUUGCCCUUCAAAGUCGGCGUACACAUUCUAUAAUGGAUUUCUUUGAGUCGCCGCGCACCGCAGAUGGUCAUCUCGCAACUAUCAACAAUUGUUCCUCAUCACGUCUUAUCGCCCUACAUCGGUGUUGUAGCCUAGCACGCGCAAGAAGGACGUCCUCUAGCGCGAGCGUGUCGCGCCGCAUUUUUGUUGACGUUGAAUUGCGGCGUCUUCCACGUGGCGAAGAGCCAAGGCACUUCUACAUGAGCCUAUGGAGCCAAGUGGGCGAAGAUUUUGUCCCACUCACAGAGGAACGCCUGGCUGCUCUCUCGUCGGAAGCGUCGACAUUGCGCAUGCCGCUCAAGAGCCAGCCACUACCGAAGAAAGUAGUGCGCAAGCGUGUGGUGUUUCGAGAUAUUCUACUUUCCGAGCUACGUGACAAAGGCAUCUGGCUUGUUUGCCGCGCAUAUCGCGUCGGUCGUUUGCGAACUGAUGGCGACAAGAGUCCCGCAUGUGAUGAUGAGAGCCGUGGCAACAGUGGCUUGCUCAAGGAGACGCGCAAGCUCGGCGUAGAUGCACGGUUUACAGCUGUCAAAACUGAUGCUGCCAUGGAGCAGUCCGGACAAAUAAUCCGUGUCUCUCAAAUCCCAACGCUUUCAUACAUCCACUCUAUGGCGCUCUUAGGCGUCGCAGCUAUAAAUUUGAGCGCAGCGCUUGAUCGCAACGAUCUAUGGGUCUUCGAAUCGAGUGACUCAGAAAAAGCGAACUGUUUGUGGGAUACGCCUGGAGCGCCAUUUUGGCGGCCAGUUGUGGCUUGGAUGGCGGUUGCAAGGUUGCAUCUUUCAAACAAGAGAAGAGCGACGUCAGGGCGUCAGCUGACGAAAGCACUGUGCAACCUUUAUGCGCAUCCAAUGCGUGUGACAAGGGCAGACAAAAGCUUGCGGCGUCUAUCCAGUACCAGCGUCACUCCAGUAGACCGCAUACGCCCCCCAGAGGGUGGCAUUUGUGCUGAUGCCGCAACAUUUGCCGAGCCGAUCAUGGACGAUAGGCGACGGAAUAGUCUCUUUGUCACACUGGUAUCAGGUUCAUUUUCUCAGGAUUCCAAGCUCGCAGCACGGUCCGUUGAAGUUCGCGCGCACCUCAUAUCUGAUGCUGGCAAAACUCUUCCCAACAUAGCGCGCGGCUGUCUACGCCAUGUGGGCCACUGCCAGUUCCGCAGCUCAACACACUAUCACGUGAAUCGUCCCAUGUGGGAGGAGUGCUUCCGAGUGACACUUCCUAUGGAUGAUCUACGGAAGUACCACUUGCUCUUUUCAUUUGCUCACUGCGGUUGUAAACUUCCACGGGACAUAUUUGCAUUCGCUUUUCUGCCCUUGGCUUGCGAAGAGGCACGGGGCGCUGUGCUUACCUCGACAGCGAAAUGGGUAGAUGGCGAAGGUCGAGAAGAAAAUGAGGCUUCUCCUAUUGUAGAUGGCGCACAUAAACUCGCCUGUUUUGAGCCAUUCGAACAUGACAGCCCAACCUUGACUGCAAUGACCGAGCCGUUGCCAUCUUCAGUGUCUAUGGGCCGUGGAGUCAAAGCCAUGGACAAAAGAAUGCCGAGCUACCUCCAGCGAGGUGCCGCGAGGCAGCGUGGACGUCGCAUGUCUGCUGGUGGCGCGGCGGUUGCCCUUGGAGGUGCGCUGCGAGCCCCAAGGCGCGGUGACGUUCUCUUCUCGACGGCUUCGACGCGGUCUGGCGCAGUUGCACAGGCAGCUGCAGCAGCAGGCGGGGAACGUGAAUGGCUGGCAAUCGAGACGACACUAGUGUCAGAGUGCAGCGCUAGCGCCUACACACCGGAGUUACAGAAACUCCUCCGAUGGAAGCAGCUUAGCCCUGGCCAGGAGACAGUCCGGGCGAUUCAUGCAGCUGCGAGCGCAGACGCUCUUGUCGAUGAUUCUCGACUCUGGCCGUCGCGGUUUACUUAUGGUCUCCAUGCGCUCCUAGAUAUUUUUCUGACAGAGCGCGCGCCAGGAGAACCUGCUGCUGCAUUUAGAACGCUUGCAACAACCCUCGCAAACUUCGCAAUACGACCAGGUCGUGCACAUAUUCACAGAGUUUCCCUCAGACGUGCUCUCGCCGCUGAUAUCAGUAGUUUUCUCCCAGGACUACGGCCACCAACACUGGAGUCAGAGGUGCCCACGUCACCUCUGCAUGAAAGUCCACCACCACCGAUGCAUACCUCGCGCGUAUCACACCACGGAACCCCCUCCGAUGAUAACAAGCAGCGCACCCCUAGUCCCAUGAUGGAAAUUUGGAUCCCAUCCUCGUCACGCACCGCCGAGCAGACGGCUAUUGAUGCCAUCCCACGUGAAGUCGAACUUUUGACACGCCCUGGUGUGUCCAGGGAGCUAUCCUUGAAAGGCAGUUCUUCUUACACGGAAGAGGGAGUUGCCGAACACGAGUGGAAUCGGUUUCUUGAGAUCUCGGCCGCUCGUGAGCUAUCUUCACAACCAUCGUUAGCACCAUCGAAUACCCCAGCUCAACCAGAAUUGCAUGUUUCACUCAUGACUGCGGUUGCCGCUCCACUUCAGUGGUUGGAUGUCCUUGGUGCCGAUUGGGACGAUGAUGGAACUGGUGAGGAGCAGAGGCGGUCUGCACUGACUGAGACAGUCGCAUCCCUAGAUGCUUUGUUCGCAAUAUGCUGUGCUAGCUACGUGCGCUCCGGUGGAGCAUCACGUGAGAAACCAGACCACACAGCCCCGUUGAUGCUCGACCUCGUCGACGAGGUGUUCAGACUCGUGUGCCGCAUGUUCUUGAAGACAGAUCGCUUAGCAUGGAUAUCCCACGCGCAACAACUCAGCGUACGCGCGCUUGCCGGCACAUUAGAGGCACUGCAAGGCUGUUUCCCCCUUGCAACAACUGCAGAGCGUGCCAUUCUCCUUAUUGAUGCGAUCCCAAGCCAAUUCAACGAAUUCAGUAUUGAUGCGGCUAUUGGCGAGCUCGUUUUUCUUCGAGAUAUUUCACGGAUGCCACUAGUGUGCCACCUGCGCCAGGGUCGUCAGGCAUUGGCUUUGAAAAUUGGAAUGGCCGUCAUUGAUAUACUAAAACGCGCAAAUGCAGCUCGGAUUGGAUGCGUUACUUCAGAUAAUCUGGUGCUUUGCUGGGGACUUGGAGCACAGGCAAUCAGUGAACUUAUCUCUACAGCCAACGGGGAGAUCAAUGAUGCAUCUAUGCUGGCCACUGUAUUUUUACCUGGAUGGUUAACGGAGGUGGCAUCCACGGCAUUCAUGGAGUGGUACACAGACCAGGUCGACGCUGGACCUCGAUAUGAAACUUCCUCGUACCGCUCCUCGUCUAGCUUCCACGUGGACGCUGAGGUGAUCGGUGCAGAGGAGCAACCCCCCUUUGGAGGCCUGCAGCGCGACUCCUUCCAAGAUUGCACUAUGGCAACUCUUGCAAUGUUGCGAGUUGGAGGCAUCGCCGACAAUCCACGCGUGAUAAACGCAGAGCUUCGGGCGUGCCGGGCUCUUAUGGCGCAACCAUUUUCGUUGGCUUGGCCCGUACUUAACGCGUGCACGUCGCUAGCGUGCUCCCAAGUUCUGGACAAGGCUGCCACUGUUGUCUCCAGCAGCGGACCGCAGGGUGGUGCUGACUCUGCUGACCCGAUGACCGCUGACUCUGGUCAGUUUUUUAGCCUUGGACUCGCACUUCUUCACUCCCCUGGAACAGAUGUAACAUGCAUGACAGACAUUAAACUUGGCUACGUCCUCACCGCAUCGGGGCUCAGGUUUGCUCAUAUGCGUAUUUCCGCUAUUGCCACACUUGAUGCUGCGUGGAAGCGACUCGGAGCAGGCCACGUCGCAGAUAAAGACUAUAUCUGCGUUGUGGCACACCAUCAUGCCAAUCUUGGCGUGACUGUCGUGCAACACGCUGUUCAUCUGUUAAGUUCAACGUCUGGUGCAAUUCAGGCCCUUGCCAUCAGGCUCUUGGCUGAUGUGGCUGUUGCUGAGCUACAGUCCCGCCUCGGUGACCUGCAACGCUUUGAUGGGCAUCUUUCUGUCGGAAACAAGACAACCGCAAGUACACUGGCGUAUGUACUAUCCGCGACUGUCGCUGAGCACAUUGAUAGUGAAAUCCCCCAUCACUUCUGGCACCCGAUACCUCGGCACGACAUACCGGGUGAGGCUGCUGGCGCUCUGUGCCUUCUCCGUGACUCAUUUCGGCGCUUGAUCUCACCAUCGCCUGGUGUGACAGCUGUCCUCUCACUUCUGGAUGGCGUGCCAGCUUGUCGACGGAUGGAGGGUGUUAUGCAGGCAGCUGCUGAAUUUGGUGAGACCGAAGAGCGGAUGGUGGUCGAUUUAAACAUUCUAGCUGAGGUCUUUGCCGCGCCUCUGCGGCUUUGGGGAUCGCAAAUUGAUGCCGGUGUGGCUGUCGUUGACGGCGUCGACGGCGCGGAGGUUAGCAGCGCGGCGCAGCGGCUCUUUGGCCCGCUGGACGAUAUCGUGGCCUUUGCCAGCCGCUUCGCCGCCGCGCUGCGCGCUGCGGAGCAGAGCGGCGACUGGCGGGGCUGCUUCGAGGCGCAUGAGCUGGAGCUGGUCAGGUGCUACGGGUGUUACGUGGCGAGUUACACGGUGGCCUGGGAUGAUCUCGCGGCGCUGCGGGCAAAGUCGAAGACUGUUGAGGCAUUCCUAAAGUGCUGCGAGCUCCAGCCGGCGAACACACGACGGCUCACCCUUGCAUCGUUAGCCAUCCUGCCAGUGCAGCGCGCACCGCGCUACGUGUUGCUCCUAAGCGAGCUGAGGAGGCGUCUUGGCGAGCAAUCCGGCGUGUGUUGCCGCGGUUGGUCAGGGAACGACGCCAGCGCGCUCGCCGCCGCGGAAGCAUCUCCGCGUAAAAAACGCGUGAAAUACGAGUAA